Molecule: messenger RNA, 1035 nt
Organism: Rhinopithecus roxellana (golden snub-nosed monkey)
Lineage: Eukaryota; Metazoa; Chordata; Mammalia; Primates; Cercopithecidae
Gene: EMC4
Product: ER membrane protein complex subunit 4
Exons: 4
Coding region: 108-557 (149 amino acids)
Biological process (GO): protein folding in endoplasmic reticulum
Cellular component (GO): EMC complex
Source: RefSeq, a predicted model, not a curated record
CCGGAAGUGCAUUUGCAGAGUACGACAAAGCGGGGAACGCCAGUGCGCCUGUUGCGGAGUAAGCUUUGGAGUGAGAAACUUCCAGGCUGUAGGACGCAGCUGUUGCCAUGACGGCCCAGGGGGGUCUGGUGGCCAACCGAGGCCGGCGCUUCAAGUGGGCCAUUGAGCUAAGCGGGCCUGGAGGAGGCAGCCGGGGUCGAAGUGACCGGGGCAGUGGCCAGGGAGACUCUCUCUACCCAGUCGGUUACUUGGACAAGCAAGUGCCUGAUACGAGCGUGCAAGAGACAGACCGGAUCCUGGUGGAGAAGCGCUGCUGGGACAUCGCCUUGGGUCCCCUCAAACAGAUUCCCAUGAACCUCUUCAUCAUGUACAUGGCAGGCAAUACUAUCUCCAUCUUCCCUACUAUGAUGGUGUGUAUGAUGGCCUGGCGACCCAUUCAGGCACUUAUGGCCAUUUCAGCCAAGAAUGGAGUUCAGUGGUGGAGGACUGCUUUUGUGAACAUGAGAAAGCAGCGCCUGGUCCCUAUGUAUUUGGGUCUUAUUUACAUCGUUCUUUAAGCCCAGUGGCUCCUCAGCAUACUCUUGAACUAAACACUUAUGUUAAAAAGAACCAAAAGACUCUUUUCUCCAUGGUGGGGUGACAGGUCCUAGAAGGGCAAUGUGCAUAUUACUACAAACACAAAGAAACUAUACCACAACCCAUGACUGAAAAUAAUGUAGAAAACUUUAUUUAUGUUUCCAGUACAGAGCAAAACAACAAAUAAAAUCGUAACUACGUAAACAAGAGAAUAAUUGCUGCUAAAUCAAGAACUGUCGCAGCAUCUCCUUUCAAUAAAUUAAAUGGUUGAGAACAAUGGGUAAAAAAAGUUGCACAAGUUCCCUUAAAUCUAUUUUCCUUAAUAUUUCACUUCUAUUUAAAACAAGCUGGGACAUAAAAAUUCUGGAGACACUUGGGGAAGAUGUGAGAAACUAAUGCUGGAUUCAGCUUAUACAUGAUGAAAAGAAAAAUAAACCAGACAAAAGGAGUACAUAAAUA